AUGAGCCAAAGUAAUGACUUUUUUAAAGCAAAAAUUGUUCGACCCCCAUUAAACCCAAAAGAUGAAUCAAGUUCAAAUAACAAACCACAACAAAUUAUAAGACCUCCAUUUAAACCAGAUAAUACAAACAAUGUGGAACAAAACCCUCCGAUCAUCAUGGAUGAGUUCAUAAGAACCGAACAAACCGGAAAACGUAAUAAAUGGACAGAGUUAGAAUUAUAUUAUCUAGAAAUUGGAAUGAUAAAAUAUGGAACUAAAUGGGAAAAAAUUUUAAAAGAUUAUGGAAAACCACAUGGACAAUUAAGAAAUCGAAUAGCACCAAAUUUGAAAGAUAAAGCUCGUAACGAAAAAUUAAAAAGAUUAAGGGAAGGAAUACCUUUGGGUAUUUUUGAACUUGCUACAGGAGAUUAA
Molecule: messenger RNA, 411 nt
Organism: Scutellospora calospora
Lineage: Eukaryota; Fungi; Glomeromycota; Glomeromycetes; Diversisporales; Gigasporaceae
Source: the annotation of a GenBank genome assembly